GUGCUGAGGAUGUUGUAGCAAUAAUGAUUCCUGAGCCGAAGGGGAAAGAGAUAGUCAGCUUGCUAGAGCGGAAUGUUACUGUGAUGAUGUACAUCACCAUUGGAACCCGUAACCUGCAGAAGUAUGUCAGCCGUACCUCAGUGGUAUUUGUCUCCAUCUCCUUUAUUGUGCUGAUGAUCAUCUCCCUGGCAUGGCUGGUCUUCUACUAUAUUCAGAGAUUCCGAUAUGCAAAUGCCAGGGACAGAAACCAGCGCCGUCUUGGAGAUGCUGCAAAGAAAGCAAUCAGCAAGCUGCAGGUCAGAACAAUAAGGAAGGGUGAUAAGGAAACAGAAUCUGAUUUUGAUAACUGUGCAGUUUGUAUCGAAGGUUACAAACCAAAUGAUGUUGUCAGAAUCUUGCCUUGCCGGCAUCUCUUUCACAAAUCUUGUGUAGAUCCAUGGCUGCUAGACCAUCGUACCUGCCCUAUGUGUAAAAUGAAUAUCUUGAAAGCACUAGGGAUUCCGCCAAAUGCAGAUUGCAUAGAUGAAAUACCUCCAGAUUUUGAAGCAUCUAUAGGAGGGCCACCAACCAAUCAAAUUACUGGAGCUAGUGAUAUAACUGUGAAUGAAAGCUCUGUAGUGCUAGAUCCUCCAGUCCGGACUGUUGGAGUAUUACAAGUCAUUCAGGAUGCAGAUCUUCUUCCACAGCCUGGGGAGAACAACCUCACCACGAGCAGUGAGCAAGAGCCAGCAGUCAGUAGUGAUUCUGAUAUUUCAUUAAUUAUGGCAAUGGAGGUUGGACUCUCUGAUGUAGAUCUUUCCACUGACCAAGACUGCGAAGAGGUGAAAUCUUGAGAAGAAAACCAAAAGACACGCAUACCCCUCCAUUAAACUGAAGCAGGGAGGGGGACAAACGGAAUCUGCUCUGUAAAGAUUUGAACCAGCUGUACACCACGGACACACUCAUACACACAUGUGCACACCCUUCACACAUCCCCAGAAUGUUUUGUGAACUCCAGUGCACUCAUAAUGGGAUGGUCAUGAAAAGCAAUAGCGACAGACGUGUCUGCCUGGAUGCAGCUUCAUCAACUGUGUAUGUCCAUUUCAUUCACAUUGGAAGGAGAAAGCAAACCGUUCCCACUCCAUGCGCCAGAGCAGUCAUGCGUAUGUAACUAUGAAACUGAAAUGACAGUUUAAGUAUUUUCUACUUCAGUCCUUUUUUAAAAAAGAGAAAAAAAUGACAAAGCAAAACACCCCAAUGUGAUUAUUUUCAUUAUGGAUGGGGUUUUCUUUUUCUCUUCCUCUUAAUGAUCCCAUCAUUCUUGAGAGUUCAGCUC
Molecule: messenger RNA, 1315 nt
Organism: Gekko japonicus
Lineage: Eukaryota; Metazoa; Chordata; Lepidosauria; Squamata; Gekkonidae
Gene: RNF150
Product: ring finger protein 150
Exons: 6
Source: RefSeq, a predicted model, not a curated record